AAAUUAUGAUUGUUUAGACAGUGCGACAUCAAGUAAUAAUAUACCUGAUCAAUGUGAUCAAUUGUUUCGUUUGUUUAAAUCAGAAGCUAUGCUAGUGAUAUUAGGUGAUAUCACUGGCAUACAAUUACAUCCAUUGAUUUUAAUCAAUAAUGAUGAUAAUACUACUACUGAUGUUGCUGUCAAUCAUAGUAAUAUUGUGAGUUAUACACUGUUGUUUUUUUUAUUGACAGCUUAUGAUGUAUUCAGUUGA
Messenger RNA from Schistosoma turkestanicum, 250 nucleotides. The record is from the annotation of a GenBank genome assembly. NCBI's taxonomy places the organism in Eukaryota, Metazoa, Platyhelminthes, Trematoda, Strigeidida, Schistosomatidae.